Molecule: messenger RNA, 2127 nt
Organism: Thyridium curvatum
Lineage: Eukaryota; Fungi; Ascomycota; Sordariomycetes; Thyridiales; Thyridiaceae
Exons: 4
Coding region: 1-2127 (708 amino acids)
Biological process (GO): DNA-templated transcription; positive regulation of transcription by RNA polymerase II
Cellular component (GO): nucleus
Molecular function (GO): zinc ion binding; sequence-specific DNA binding; DNA-binding transcription factor activity, RNA polymerase II-specific
Source: RefSeq, a predicted model, not a curated record
AUGGCCGAUUCCAAUACUCCUGAGAGCCUGGUGGCCAGUGAGCCAAUCAGGAAGCGAAAGAGACGAUCGGGCAUCGCCUGCCGCCGAUGCCACCGGCUCAAGAUCAAGUGCUCCGGAGGGGUUCCUUGCCAGAGAUGCCAGAACGCCAAGGAGACCUCUUUGUGCGAGUACCCAUCUCGUGAAGCUAGAGUGACCAUCUCCGCCAGCUAUCUUGACCAGCUGCGCAGCGGCAGAGGAGACCUGGAACGCGGCGAGACUGUGCGCGAUGUCGCCCAUGUGAACUCCGCCGAGGUCUCGAUGGCGCCGGAGUCGCGCGCUCCCAGCCAGGCACCUCACAUCGACGCCGACAUCAGAAACCCGAUCCAUGAGCCGGGGAGGAUAUUCCAACUAGAUCAAGCCUCGCAGCAGCAGUUUGUCGGGGAGUCGACCUGUCUGGCAUUUGGCGACCGCAUCCUGCGAUGUCUCAACCCGCACUCUGCGACGCCCACGCCGCUCCAUCUCGACCAGCAGUACGUCCAAAGCCCGGUGUUCGCGCGACAGCAGCAUGAUGUGACUGGCUGCAAACUCCCCGAGCGCAUACGCGCCAACCUGCUCGUCCGGGUCGCCCUCAGGUUCAUCGGACAGGAUUAUCAUUUCUUCCUGCAUCAUGACUUCUUGCAACAGCUCGAGCGGGCGUAUGACUCGAGGGAAACGCCUCAGUAUGACUCCGUCUGGGCUUGCAAGUUCUUUGCUGUUCUCGCGCUCGGCGAGAUGUAUUCCACCUCCAUCCCGGCGGUCAAGAGCGAUCGCCACUGCUCGGUUCCUGGAACGGACUACUUCCUGACGGCUGUCGGUCUCCUACAGGACCUGUUUGAAGAGCCGUCAGUUGCUCAGAUUGAAGUCUUGUUGUUGUUUUGCUUCUAUUCGAACGCCCUCGGGCGAGUCAAGUCAGCACACAUGUACAGUGGCAUGGCUGUGCGACACGCAACCUGCCUCGGCCUUCACCGAAGCACGUCGGCAAGCACAUGCCUGUCGCCGAUCGAACGGGAGCAUCGGAUCCGUCUGUGGUGGACCGUCUAUGUGUUUGACAGGUCAACCUGCUCCAAGCUCGGGCAGCCAUUGACCAUACAAGACUCCGAUAUCGAUGUGGAAAUGCCGUCGUCCGAUGGGAUCGCUGUGAACGACCCCUCAAAGCUCGGAGACCCGGAUAUCUUGAUUGCCCACAUCAGCUUGUCACAAAUCACCGGCCUCAUCAUGUCGGACAUCUACAAGCCUCCUUCCAAGUCGAGCAGCGGAAAGUUCGUCCAGCACGUCCGCGCCAUCUUGCAGAAGUUGAGGACGUGGGAUGCACACCUUCCCGUCGGUCUGCGAUGGAAACCAGAAGGCGGUGUGAGACGGUCUGUGGCGUCUUUACAGCUGCACUUCAACCAGUGCAUCAUCCUGACCACCCGCCCCAUCUUGCUCUACGUGUUGAAGGUCAAGAACCCCUUCAAUCCCGCCGACGCCAGCACGAGACCGAUCUCAGACACGACCAGAUCACUGGCCGACUCGUGCAUCUCCGCCGCUCGGACUUCGAACAGCAUUCUCUCGCAGCUCUUUGUUGAUAACUCACUUGCCACCUGUGGCUACUUUGAUGCUCACCACUUGUUCGCCUCCACACUAGUUCUCAUCAUAUCGGCCAUCACAUCUCCCAACUCGGGAGACUCUGACGCUGUUCAGACUGCGUUCCAACUGCUCAUGGUCAUGCGGGACAACGGAAACAUUGCUGCCGGCCAGUACUUCUCGCGGCUGGUGCAGAUACAGUGGAGCGUCAGCCGGCUCUACUCCCGGACAACCCCGGCGAUUGAGACGUCGGCUCCCUCCAAUGAAGAGCCGGCCGCCAUGGGCACACACCUCACGCCGUCCAACCCGCCGCCGCCGGGCACGCUGGGUCUGGACAACUACGACUGGAGCAACUUCUUUAUGCCCAACUCGUUCUACCCGAGCUACGACGGCGAAGAGCCAGAGACGAUGACGGCUGAUCCGCUAGACAACCCCUUGCUCCAGGCAUUCCUCGAUCACACGGAUGCGAGCAGGGAGGACAACCCGAGUCUGAGCAUCGAGGAAAUGGGAUACGUACUGCAGCAGUUUCAGACUUCAUCUUCGUAG